Messenger RNA from Vitis vinifera (wine grape), 2055 nucleotides. RefSeq names its product putative laccase-9. Lineage: Eukaryota; Viridiplantae; Streptophyta; Magnoliopsida; Vitales; Vitaceae. Gene Ontology annotation, molecular function: copper ion binding; hydroquinone:oxygen oxidoreductase activity. The record is from RefSeq and is a predicted model, not a curated record. Bases 28 to 1803 code for a protein of 591 amino acids. The transcript is spliced from 7 exons. Gene Ontology annotation, biological process: lignin catabolic process. Gene Ontology annotation, cellular component: apoplast.
AAGGUCAAGGACACGGAUAGGAAGAAAAUGAAGUUGAUGAACAUGGGUCUGUUCCUCCAUGUUGCCGGGUUUGUGGUUUGCUGUGGGAUGAUGCUCCAUUGCGCUGCUGACAGCAAAGUCCAUUACCAUGAGUUUCAUCUGACGGAGAGCAACUUCACCAGGCUGUGCAGUACAAAGACGAUGUUGACUGUGAAUGAAAGUUUUCCGGGGCCGGUGAUUCGUGUUCGCAAGGGAGAUACUAUUUACGUUAAUAUUCAUAACCAAGGAUCCUAUGGUGUCACCAUUCACUGGCAUGGAGUGAAGAACCCAAGAAAUCCAUGGGGAGAUGGGCCUGAGUACAUCACACAAUGCCCCAUUCCACCGGGAACAAAUUUCACUCAAGAGGUGAUAUUUACCACCGAGGAAGGGACACUGUGGUGGCAUGCCCACAGUGACUGGACCAGAGCCACUGUGCACGGUGCCAUUGUUGUUUUGCCUGCUCUUGGAACUACAUAUCCCUUUCCACAGCCUGAUGCAGAAGAAAUCAUUGUGUUGGCAUCUUGGUAUAAGCAUGAUGUGAUGGAACUGAUGACGGAAACUCUCAGCAGGGGUGGAACGGCAAAUUUAUCAGACGCUUUCACCAUCAAUGGCCAACCUGGGGAUCUAUAUCCCUGCUCCAAAGAAACAACAUACAGACUGAUGGUUGAUUAUGGGAAGACCUAUCUUCUCCGCAUAGUGAAUGCUGCACAGAACCAAGAUUUCUUCUUCAUGAUCGCUGAACACAACGUCACAGUGGUUGGAGGGGAUGCAUCCUACUUCAAACCCUUAACCACCCCUUAUAUAAUGAUAACUCCAGGAGAAACAAUGGAUGUGUUGGUCACAGCAGACCAACCUCUUGGAGAGUAUUACAUUGUUGCUACUCCAUACUUCGAUGGUGGAGCAGAUGACUAUGAUCAUAGCACUGCUACUGCAAUUUUCGAGUACAGAGGGAACUACACUCACCCAUCAACUCCUUCAUUUCCAUACCACAUUCCUGCUUACAAUGAUACAGUUGUUGCUUCAUUGUUUACGAACCAGAUAAGAAGCUUGGCAAGCCCAGAGCACCCCGUUGAUGUCCCACUAGAUGUCACUACCCGAAUGUAUUUAGUAGUCACCAUGAACAUGUUGCCUUGUCCGAACGACUCCUGUGCGGGGCCGGAUGGCUAUAGGAUCGCUGCAGGCUUGAACAACAAGACUUUUGAGAACCCAAAAGUGGAUAUCCUUCAAGCCUACUACUGGAACUUGAGUGGGUUCUACGAGCCGAACUUCCCGGACCAGCCACUUCAUUAUUUUAACUUCACAUCUGAUGAUUUGCUGAGCAACAAUGUUACCGUAUCCGACCCUGGGACUAGGGUGAAGGUGCUGAACUACAAUGAGACAGUCGAGAUAGUGUUCCAAGGGACUGAUGUAAUGAAUUCAGCAGAGAAUCAUCCAAUUCAUCUCCAUGGAUACAAAUUUUAUGUGGUUGGAAGGGGUCAAGGAAUAUUUAACAAUGUGACCGACCCCAAAAAUUAUAAUCUUUAUGAUCCACCAGAACUUAAUACCAUCCCAAUUCCUAAGGAUGGAUGGGCAACCAUCAGAUUCAAAGCUAGUAAUCCAGGUGUGUGGUUUAUGCACUGUCACUUCGACAGACAUAUGAGCUGGGGAAUGGACACUGCUUUUAUAGUAAAGAGUGGUGGUACAGCUGAGACGAGUAUGAAGGGUCCUCCUGCUUACAUGCCUCCUUGCGAUCUUGAAUCCUUUCUUGGCUCCAAGGACUCAAUGUUACUUAGAGAAGAUAGAUAAAAUCAGUUCUUACAAGUGGACUAGAGAUCUCAUGUUUUUUGGAGAGAGAGUUUAGGUUACAAAAAAAAGGGGGAAAGGGAAAAAAGUUAAGCAAGUACGAAUAAAGAACCAUAGAAAGGGGAAUUGUAUCUGAUGCGUAUAAUUUAUUUUGAUUAUGAUCCAGGAUUGAACCUAUGAUAUUUAUGGUUUUGGGGUUCAUUGAACAAAUAUUAAUUGCAUAAUGAAAAUUUGUAGUUAACAUGUUUGAUUUUU